ACAGUGACCACCUCCCCGACCUCCACCCCCACCCCCACAGCCACCACCUUCUCCACCUCCACUCCAACCCCCACAGCCACCACCUCCUCCACCUCCACCCCCACCACCACGGCCACCACGGCCACCACCUCCUCCACCUCCACCCCCACCUCCACAGCCACCACCUCCCCCACCUCCACCCCCACCAGCACAGCCACCACCUCCCCCACCUCCACCCCCACCACCACAGUGACCACCUCCCCCACCUCCACCCCCACCUCCACAGCCACCACCUCCUCCACCUCCACCCCCACCAGCACAGUGACCACCUCCCCCACCUCCACGCGCACCACCACAGGCAUGACCUCCUCCACCUCCACCCCCACCCAGACAGCCACCACCUCCUCCACCUCCACCCUCACCACCACAGCCACCACCUCCUCCACCUCCACCAUCACGGCCACCACCUCCUCCACCUCCACCCCCACCAGCACAGUGACCACCUCCCCAACCUCCACGCCCACCAGCACAGUGACCACCUCUCCCACCUCCACCCCCACCACCACAGCCACCACGUCCCCCACCUCCACCCCGACCAGCACAGUGACCACGUCCUCCACCUCCAGCCCCACCCCCACAGCCACCACAUCCCCCACCUCCACAUCCACCAACACAGUGACCACCUCCCCCACCUCCACCCCCACCCCCACAGCCACCACCUCCUCCACCUCCACCCCGACCCCCACAGCCACCACCUCCUCCACCUCCACCCCCACCACCACAGCCACCACCUCCCACACCUCCACCCCCACCACCACAGCCACCACCUCCUCGACCUCCACCCCGACCCCCACAGCCACCACCUCCACCCCCACCACCACAGUGACCACCUCCUCCACCUCCAUCCCCACCUCCACAACCACCACCUCCCCCACCUCCACCCCCACCCCCACAGCCACCACCUCCCCGAACUCCACCCCCACCAGCACAGUGACCACCUCCUCCACCUCCACCCCCACCCCGACAGCCACCACCUCCCCCACCUCCACCCCGACCAGCACAGUCACCACCUCACCCACCUCCACCCCCACCACCACAGCCACCACCUCCCCCACCUCCACCCCGACAAGCACAGUGACCACCUCCUCCACCUCCACCCCCACCAGCACAGAGACCACGUCCUCCACGUCCACCCCGACCCCCACAGCCACCACCUCCUCCACCUCCACCCCGACCCCCACAGCCACCACCUCCUCCACCUCCACCCUGACCAGCACAGUGACCACCUCCUCCACCUCCACCCCCACCACGACAGUGACCUCCUCCACCUCCACCCCCACCACCACAGUGACCACCUCCCCCACCUCCACCCCCACCUCCACCCCCACCAGCACAGUGACCACCUCCCCGACCUCCACCCCCACCCCCACAGCCACCACCUUCUCCACCUCCACUCCAACCCCCACAGCCACCACCUCCUCCACCUCCACCCCCACCACCACGGCCACCACGGCCACCACCUCCUCCACCUCCACCCCCACCUCCACAGCCACCACCUCCUCCACCUCCACCCCCACCCCCACAGCCACCACCUCCUCCACCUCCACCCCCACCACCACAGCCACCACCUCCUCCACAUCCACCCCCACCACCACAGUGACCACCUCCUCCACCUCCACCCCCACCAGCACAGUGACCACCUCCCCCACCUCCACCCCCUCCAGCACAGUGACCACCUCACCCACUUCCACCCCCAACCUCACAGCCACCACCUCCUCCACCUCCACCCCCACGAGCACAACCACCACCUCCUCCACCUCCACCCCCACCACCACAGUGACCACCUCCCCCACCUCCACCCCCUCCAGCACAGUGACCACCUCACCCACUUCCACCCCCAACCUCACAGCCACCACCUCCUCCACCUCCACCCCCACGAGCACAACCACCACCUCCUGCACCUCCACCCCCACCACCACAGUGACCACCUCCCCCACCUCCACCCCCUCCAGCACAGUGACCACCUCACCCACUUCCACCCCCAACCUCACAGCCACCACCUCCUCCACCUCCACCCCCACCAGCACAACCACCACCUCCUCCACCUCCACCCCCACCACCACAGUGACCACCUCCCCCACCUCCACCCCCUCCAGCACAGUGACCACCUCACCCACUUCCACCCCCAACCUCACAGCCACCACCUCCUCCACCUCCACCCCCACGAGCACAACCACCACCUCCUCCACCUCCACCCCCACCACCACAGUGACCACCUCCCCCACCUCCACCCCCUCCAGCACAGUGACCACCUCACCCACUUCCACCCCCAACCUCACAGCCACCACCUCCUCCACCUCCACCCCCACCAGCACAACCACCACCUCCUCCACCUCCACCCCCACCACCACAGUGACCACCUCCCCCACCUCCACCCCCUUCGCCACAGCCACCACCUCCCCGACCUCCACCCCCACCCCCACAGCCACCACCUCCUCCACCUCCACCCCCACCACCACCGCCACCACCUCCUCCACCUCCACCCCCACCUCCACAGCCACCACCUCCUCCACCUCCACCCCCACCCCCACAGCCACCACCUCCCCCACCUCCACCCCCACCCCCACAGCCACCACCUCCCCCACCUCCACCCCUACCACUACAGCCACCACCUCCUCCACCGCCACCAGCACAGUGACCACCUCCCCGACCUCCACCCCCACCCCCACAGCCACCACCUCCUCCACCUCCACUCCCACCCCCACAGCCACCACCUCCCCGACCUCCACCCCCACAGCCACCACCUCCUCCACCUCCACCCCCACCACCACCGCCACCACCUCCUCCACCUCCACCCCCACCAGCACAGUGCCCACCUCCCCCACCUCCACCCCCUCCAGCACAGUGACCACCUCCCCCACCUCCACCCCCUUCGCCACAGCCACCACCUCCCCGACCUCCACCCCCACCCCCACAGCCACCACCUCCUCCACCUCCACCCCCACCACCACCGCCACCACCUCCUCAACCUCCACCCCCACCACCACCGCCACCACCUCCUCCACCUCCACCCCCACCCCCACAGCCACCACC
Malaclemys terrapin pileata is the source of this 3072-nucleotide messenger RNA. Its product is annotated as mucin-2-like. The annotation marks the transcript as partial. The record is from RefSeq and is a predicted model, not a curated record. The transcript has 2 exons. NCBI's taxonomy places the organism in Eukaryota, Metazoa, Chordata, Testudines, Emydidae.